AUGGAUCAUUCGGUGAUCAAGAAUUGGGUUCUCGAGGUUGCAUCUCGGAGGGUGCUUGCGACGUCGGAUGAGAUAAAGCGCUACUUCCAUGGUCGUGUUGACGAAGAUGUGAUCGAUUUCUACAACGAGGAAUUCUCCAAUAGCCGGGCGACCGUCAUACAGUGCGCAGAGUUUCUCAACAUUGAAGUUCCUCCGGAAGACGAGGAGGAGGAAGAUGACAUCAACAGCGAGCUCGUCGCGGGAGCGUUCGGCGCUAAGGAGCGAACGAAGCACGGCGACUACAGCGCCUUCGAGCAUCCCUUGGAGAGACGCGCCAACGAGGCCAAGCAAAACGACUGCAAGGACUUGAAUGUCCUGAAUGCCAUCCUGCAAGAGGCCCACGGUGAGGUGGGCCUGGGGAAAAUGAAGAAAAUGAUCAAGAAGAUGAUCAAGCGCAUCAACGAGACCCGGGAGGAACAGAAGCAAUUGCGGACGCAGAGCCUGCUCAAGCCCAAGCGGGAAGUGUCUUCCCAAAAGCUUCACCCUGCCUACGCCAGCAAAAAGCCCACGUUCUCUAGCUUUGCUCCGAGCACCAUCCCCGACAAGGUGCCAGACGCCAUGCUCGACAUACCGCCCAACGUGGUGGGCUGGGUCAUCGGCAAGAACGGCGCCCGCAUCAAUGACAUCCAGAGCAAGACCAACGCCGCGAUGUGGAUGGAUCAGAACUUCCCCGACGGGGUGAUGCGCAAGCUUCACAUCCACGGCAACAAGCAGCAGGUGGAAGCCGCCAUUGACGAGGUGGAGUUCCUCAUGAAGUCUGCCCCGGUCAACACUCCGAGGCCGGGAAAGAUGGGCCCAAAGCAACUCCCCCAUGGAGGCGGCUUGCCCCCGGGACACCCGGAUCUCAAUUACUCCAAGAAAACCAUUAAGUGUCCCCACGCUCUGGUUGGGUAUCUCAUCGGUAAAAAGGGCGCCAUGAUCAAGCACAUCAAGUCGAUGAGCAACGCGAACGUGGAGCUGUUCCAGGGAUACCCUGAUGGACAUCCCCGCGACGUGUUUAUCACGGGCACUGCCGAUGAGGUGGAUUUAGCCGCGACUCUAGUGGACGAGGUGAUCGCUUCCGGCACCGCCUCGGACAGUACCGCCGCUGCCGCUGCCGCCGCCGCCGCCGGCAUCGGCCGUGCGCUUUCGUUUGCUAGCGGUCCCGUCCUAGGCUUCAACCCUUCGUCUGCCCUCUCACAGGAACUGCUCGCGAAGGCCGGUCAGAUGCACCUCCUGCCCAACUUCCUGGAGCAGGAGUUCGACGUGAACGCGAUCGUGCUGAUGGAGGAACAGGACUUCGACGAGAUCAAGAUCCCUUUUGGUCCCCAGAAGAAGAUCCAGAAAGCCAUCCGAGAGGCCACGGCGAACAUGGAAAGAGCCGCCGCGGCCGCCAACGGGACAGCCGCCGCCCCCGCCGCUACCGGCAGCGACAGCGGCGGCGGCGGUGGAGCCGGCGGCGGCGUGGGAGCCGGCGCUGCUGCCGCGACCGAGGACGAGCCGCGGGCGGCUGACCUGUGCGCCAUCUGCAUGGAGAACCCGAUCGAGGUGACCUUCGUGGGGUGCGGACACUUCAUUUGCUGCGUGACGUGCGGCAACAGGUGAAGCGCGCGAUGUUUUCUUUUUGAGUGCCGUUCUUGGAUGUUUCGAGCAUCGAAGCAUCGAACAGAAGCAGCAACUUGUUUGUCAAAAGUUGGCGCGGUGUGGCGCUAACAUCUGGUACACGUGCAUUUUUUAGAAGUUUUCGCGUGCAUGUCUGGCGUUCGGGAUGAGUUUUGCUCUUGGGACUUUUUUUUUUCGCUCCUUUUUUCCGACGUGAAAGCGUUUUGGCGAAGAGCACGAUUGAGCGGCAAUAACACAGCGAUAGGUCGGAUGGGACGACGCGUUUCGAUAACACAGCAAUAGGUUUGCUUGGUGCGCCCACGAUAAUGUUGGUGGGCGUUCACAAGUGCAAGUUAUCCAUAUUUUCGUAGUUUGUUGGAUCAGCCAAUCAGCAGCUGCAGAAGAACAAGAUCCUGUUCCUGUAGUUAGUAGUGCGAUAGCCCAGGUGCGCCCUCAAGCGUGACACCACGUCGCAGCGGUGACUUCGGCGGCAGUGAAGGCAAGCUUUCUGGUGCCCCCUUUUUUUUGGAUGUGUGCAUGCCGUCGACAUGUCGUCGUGUGGAAUUACAAAUGCAUAGUAGUAGCAGUAGGUGCCAUCGUGCGCGCAUUUAUUUGUUGUUGUUCGUGGUGUUUCUUCCUAGCCUUGGCCAAAAUAAACAAGAGAGAAGCAAAAGGGUGGGUUGCCUCACGAACUUGUUUGCUAAUGUAGGGGGUGU
Ectocarpus siliculosus is the source of this 2336-nucleotide messenger RNA. The record is from the annotation of a GenBank genome assembly. NCBI's taxonomy places the organism in Eukaryota, Phaeophyceae, Ectocarpales, Ectocarpaceae.